Molecule: messenger RNA, 3048 nt
Organism: Glarea lozoyensis ATCC 20868
Lineage: Eukaryota; Fungi; Ascomycota; Leotiomycetes; Helotiales; Helotiaceae
Exons: 5
Coding region: 1-3048 (1015 amino acids)
Source: RefSeq, a predicted model, not a curated record
AUGCCCGGUGAUGCCAAUGAUCGACAGCUUGUAGAUUAUUUCUGUGCCGAGACAUUCGACGAUGUUUGUUGUUAUUUCAGUCCCUCCUUCUGGAUGGAAGUGGUACUUCCCUUUAGCUACAAUGAGCCAGUAGUUCGAUACGCUACCACAGCUCUCAGUGCCUUCCACAAGGAAUACGUUGUAUCGGUCGGAAAUCCUGCUGCGCUCGGCGACCUGUCACGAGGUUCCUUCACUUAUCAAUACAGCCGAGCGAUUCAGUCUUUACAGGCAUUCAUGACGAACAAGACCAAACCAUCCAAUCGAAUGGUGCUGGUUUGCUGCGUCAUAUUUUACUGUAUCGAGGUUUCUCGGGAACAGUUUGUCAACGCCGAACGGCAUGCAAAGGCUGGUUGUCAGGUCCUGAGAGAGUGGCGGAAAAACUUGUACAAAGAGCCGUCUUCUAACUUGAAUUCUGGUCCGUUGCAUGAUAUAAUCUCUUUCGAGGAAGUUUUUGGGGGCUUAGAUGCGCUAUUUAGCAACGCUCAUGACGAAAAGCCAUAUCUAGUACUGACUUCGACUGACGUCCGAGAAGGUCGUAUGUCUCAUAUUCCACAAGCUUUUGAGGGGGUGGAACAUGUACGAACUAUCUAUAAUUAUCUGGAGAACUGGGUUUCGCACUUUAUGUUUUCAAGUUUACCAUAUCUACAUAGUCAUCCAGAUGACAUACCGCCCCCUCUGUUACGCGAGCACUCGGUUUUAAGAGCCGAGCUUGAUCGAUGGGAUCGGCCUUUUGCUGUGGUGUUACAAGCACAGGAACCAAAUAUCGCCUCAAUGGGAAGUGGUCAGUCAAGGGCACUCAUUCGCAAAAUACUAUGGCUAGCGAUGAGGACCAAGUUUCAAGUCAUGACAGCACACUUUACCUAUGGGACUCCCUGGCUCAACAUGGAUAGUGAUUUUGCAGAAAUAUUAACAGCUGCGGAAUCGCUUACCGCAGGACUUAUAUUGCAAUCGCCCGGGAAGCAGAAACUGAGAUCCUUCCUGCUUCGGAUAGGCUACUCUUCUACUUUAUAUAUCGUUGCGGUCCUUUGUACCGACGAUCUCAUCAGGAGGCGGGCCAUAUUUCUCUUGGAAAGCUGGGACGGUGCCCAAGCUGGCGAUGCACUCCGCAGAGCAUUCACAGAAGCUCGUCCAGUCAACGAUGGCUCUCCUAUGACAGCUGCUCAAAUCGAGCAAUACCGCAAACUCGCGUUUGCCGCUGCAAAUAGUUCCUACCUCGGAGUAUUUGUUCCAGCAAACUUUUCAGACAAGGCGACUGCAUUUGGUCUUUAUGCUCCUCAAGCACGGAAAAGCAAGUGGGUUGUGAAUUUUCCUCAAGGUUAUGGCACUGGAAGGAAUAGGCAUAAUCAUCUGAACUAUAGGGCUGGACUGCUCUGUGAGUGGUAUCAAGAACCUACCGGGCAAUAUGGCACUGGUUCUCGCUACGGCUCGAAUCCAGAAAAUUUCUAUACAUUUCCUGUAAAGCCUGUGCAGUCUUCGGAAUCUAGCACAGGGUCUGAGAAAGAUGCGGAUACGCGCGACGUCUUCCGAGAGCACCUAGAUGAGGGGAAUAGUCAGGCGGUUGGGGGUGAAAAGGGUAAAGCUAAAUUCCGGCCGGGUCGGAAGUGGAUAUACAUAGAUGGCAAUGCUAGACGAUCUACGCAUCCAGGUACCAGAACUGCAGUUAAAGAUGCCAGUGAUCCUGCUUCAACUUUUAGCCGAAGGACAACUGAGUUACAGAUCAAAGUCCCCGGCACCGAACGAGAGCGUUUCCUGUUUAACUACUUUAUCUUGGAAUCUAUCCCUGAUCUUUGUGGCUACUCGCAUAUGGACUUUUGGUACAGAUCAGUACCGCUCUAUAGCCAGUCGGAACCAGCCAUUCGUUAUGCAGUUCUUUCAUUGGCAGCGUUCCAUCAGGAACACAUAGCCACGCAGGACAUGUCGCCCACCGAGCUGAAGCAUAAGCCGAGCACGCUGAUUGCGUACAGCAAAGCGUUACAGCACGGCCAGGAGUACCUGUCAAGCCCGAAUCCUAACGAUGAGGUGGUUCUAAUGUGCUGCCUCCUUUUUUAUAUGAUCGAAAAUGCGAGAGGCGAUUUCAACAUAGCUACUCGACAUGCCUUAGCUGGACUGGCAAUCUUGAAGAAAUUUGGAGCAAGGCCAAAAUCAAAAGUCAACUUAAUGAAUGGACCUCUAGACGACAUAAACGAUGCAUUAGUCAGUCAUUUUGCGACUUUAGAUGGUCGAUUUAGUUUUGGUUCGAAUUAUGGUCGACCGGGCUUGACUUUGGUCACAAAGAGCGAAAGAAAAGGCCUCACACCAAUCGUGCCUAGGGAAUAUCACAGCAUGACAGAAAUUUCUGCUGUUGGGUUGAAGCUAACAAAUUGGGCGUUUUGCAUUCUCAAUUCUGUUAUUCGGGAACACGAGUUCGAGACGAUGGAUUCGAUUACACCAGAACUUCUCCGGGAGAUCGGGACUCUCGUACGAGAACAGAACCACUCUGCGAUUGCUCUUCAAAAGUUCGCUGACCUCCGGAAUUCGUCGAAGAAAACCUCAUGGAACGAAAUAUCUCAAAUCCUAAACCACCAAAUCCUGCACCACACCACAGCCUCGAUUUUUAGCGGCGCUCUCGCAUCCGCAACAUCCAGCACACCAAUCACGAACAUGCUCAAUCAUUUGCAAACCAUUCUCUAUUCAUCCGAAACGCUGCAAAAGGGACUCUUGUCAAACGAGCCCGAUAGACGCUCAUUCCUGUGUCUUCGAGGUAUUAUAUCCUCGUUGGUGAUAGUAGCAGUGGAAUGUGAAGACGCAGAGAUACGUAGGAGGAGUAUACAUUUAUUGAGGAAUUGGCCUAUUAGAGAGGGCUUGAUAGAUGGAAACAAAGCUGCGGAUGCUAUUGAAAGGAGGGCGGCGAUGGAGGCUGCUAGCGCAAAGAAGGGGAAUCUGCCGGUGGCGGGGAGGAAAAUGCAUUUUGGGAAAGCGUCGGCGGUUGUUGGUGAAGUUGUUAGGUUGAGCAUCGUUGUUAGGAGUUGA